Cladophialophora immunda is the source of this 1956-nucleotide messenger RNA. RefSeq lists its product as uncharacterized. Gene Ontology annotation, biological process: regulation of transcription by RNA polymerase II. NCBI's taxonomy places the organism in Eukaryota, Fungi, Ascomycota, Eurotiomycetes, Chaetothyriales, Herpotrichiellaceae. Bases 1 to 1734 code for a protein of 577 amino acids. The record is from RefSeq and is a predicted model, not a curated record. The transcript is spliced from 3 exons.
AUGUUACGCACGCCAUCGCCAAGCAGCCUCUAUGGCUUGGUUGACAUGGGAAGCAAUGGCAUCCGGUUCUCCAUCACCGACCUCUCGCCCUCAACGGCCCGUUCCCUUCCCACCGUCUACCAAGACCGCGAGGGCAUCUCACUAUUCGACGCCCAGUACUCAUCUGGCGCCAAGGGGCCUAUCCCCCAGGAGACCACCGACGAAGUCCUGUCGUCACUGGCCAAGUUCAAGACCGCGUGUGCCGACUUUGGCGUGCCCGAGACCAACAUCAGAGUCCUGGCCACAGAAGCCACGAGGAGUGCAGAAAACUCGGCAGACUUUCGGCGGCAGAUCAAAGAGGCCACCGGUUGGGAAGUCGAUAUGCUGCCCAAGGAGGCUGAAGGGACGAUAGGGGCCAUGGGCGUCGCCAGCAGCUUUGCCUCGGUGGAGGGCCUGGUCAUGGACCUGGGUGGAGGAAGCACUCAAAUCACCUGGAUGAUCGCCAAAGACGGCCACGUCCAGACCAGCCCAAAGGGCAGCAUCUCGUUCCCUUACGGCGCGGCAGCCAUGACGCGGAAACUGCGAGAACUCUCCCUGUCGCCCCCCGAUCACAACGGACACCACAAAUCCCGAUCUCCGGUCCAGUCGCCCCAGGAGGAACUCGAGGAGGACAUGAAAGCGCAGUUCCGCCAGGCUUACGACGACCUGGACCUCCCCGACUCUCUGCGGCACAAGGCCCGGCACGGCGGGUUGACGCUGUACCUCUCCGGCGGCGGGUUCCGGGGCUGGGGGUACCUCCUGAUGUCGCAGCACAAGGUGUCGCCGUACCCGAUCCCCAUCAUCAACGGCUUCUGCGUCACGAAGCGCGAGUUCCAGCAGACGGGGGCGAUCACGGCCGUGGCGGCGGAGGAGUCGGUGUUCCGGAUCUCGAAGCGGCGGGCCGAGCAGGUGCCGGCGGUGGCGUUCCUGGUCAACGUGCUCGUCGACGCGCUGCCGAUGAUCCAGCAGGUGCGCUUCUGCCAGGGCGGGGUGCGCGAGGGGUUCCUCUUCGACACGCUCGACGCGCCCACCAAGGCCCUCGACCCCUUGGCCGCUGCGACCGCGCCGUACGGCCCCUCGUCGGCGGCCGACCUGGCGGCGCUCCUCUGGGACGGGCUCCCCGGGGUGAACCACCUGGACCGCUCGCUACCGGCGUCGUUCACGCCGGCGCUGGUCCGCGCCGUCGCCGACAUGAUGUACCUGCACCUGCCGCUGCCCAAGGAGACGCGGUCGCUGGCGGCGCUGCACGCGCCCCUCACGGGCGUGCUGACGGCCGCGCACGGCGUCGCCCACGCCGCCCGCGCCAUCCUGGCCCUCGCCCUCUGCGCGCGCUGGAACGUCGACCUGCCCCCGCCGCACGAGGCCCUGCACGCCCGCCUGCGCGCCGUGCUCACCCACCAGGAGGGCUUCUGGGCCAGCUACCUCGGCGCCCUGGCCGGCCUGCUCGGCACCGUCUACCCUGCCGGCCACGUCGACCCGAAGCGGCCCCGCAUCAGGCUCGCCGCGCGCUGGGCCGACGGGCUCGGCAAGAAGGGCCUCAGCCAGGGCGUCGUGCUCGACCUCAAGUGCCGCCGCGAGGACCCCAUGACCGUGCCCCUCGCGCUGAACCCGCUCGUCGAUGACCUGGAAAAGGUCGGCAAGAAGAAGAACCGCGUCGGCGGCGAGCACGGCUUCGGCGUCCCCGUCCAGGUCGAGAUCGAGAGGACCUUGAUCUGAAAUUGGAACCGCGUGCGGGGCUGGGUACGUACGUCGAUAGGCAGGCACUGUUCUCUAUCCUACAGGGUGUAUCUCCCAAAGAUACGGACCGAAUAGGAGUAUCCCGUUCGUAUGUAGCUGUAUAACAGGCUCAGCCGAUCACUGCAGAGGAGUUCAAUCCUGCUGUCUAUUCUCAUCACGAACGGGGACCACAUAUGAAAUCAAGACUCGUUUGAGGUGACA